This is a messenger RNA of Magallana angulata, 1495 nucleotides long. RefSeq names its product M-phase inducer phosphatase-like. Gene Ontology annotation, molecular function: protein tyrosine phosphatase activity. The coding region runs from base 239 to 1231 and encodes 330 amino acids. NCBI's taxonomy places the organism in Eukaryota, Metazoa, Mollusca, Bivalvia, Ostreida, Ostreidae. The transcript has 8 exons. Gene Ontology annotation, biological process: G2/M transition of mitotic cell cycle; protein dephosphorylation; positive regulation of G2/MI transition of meiotic cell cycle. The record is from RefSeq and is a predicted model, not a curated record. Gene Ontology annotation, cellular component: nucleus; cytoplasm.
AAUUAUUCACAAACAUUAAUUAACGUGUGAUAAUUGGCGUUCAGUUUUCACUCUGUCGGCGAAUUAGCGGUGAACUCGACAAGAAUCACACACAGCGAUGGGUGAACACUUUUCAUCUAGAGUUCUGAAUUGACGAUGAGUUAGUUACUACAGUAUAAAUAAUACGGAUAUUCAAAUUCAGAAACAUAAUCAAUUAUCUUCUUUACAGCAUACAACGUUGGACCAAAAUUUUAUCAUAAUGCAUUUGUGGACUUCUCCUAAAACAACUUUGGAAAAUAGCGGCACAAUGUCACCGCUCACCAAACAGCUGAUGCUGUCACUUCGCUUUGACUCUGCAGAUGAAGACCUAUCGACCGUAAUCACUCCAAACAAACUCCCCACCCCCGGGAGUAGACGGACGCCGCGGUGCAUCAACCGGGAGAUUUUCAAGGACAACAGAAAUGACGGUGAAAAAACCCAGUUAAGAAGAUUCUCUACCUUUGAGAGCAGACGUUCGUUCUUCUCCUGUAAAAGAACUUUGGACAUUUUGGAGAGUUCCCCUGAACAAACAAACAAACGAAAUAAACUAACGGAUAACCAGUCCUUCUCCAGUCUGCCUAAGAAAGAACACGAUGGUUUGACGAGCAUAACCCAGGCCAUGGAAGCUGUACUACAGAACGACGGGAUUACCGGGGACGGACAGAAAAAACUCGGUUUACCAAUAAUUCCCGGGAAUCACAAUGACCUUAACAUAAUCUCCCCAGAAACACUGGCUGAUCUAAUCGGAGGCAAAUAUUCGGAGAGCAUCGGCAGUUACCGCAUCAUCGACUGUCGAUAUCCGUACGAGUUUGACGGAGGGCACAUUCAGGGUGCUGAAAAUAUUUACACAGAGGAAGGAAUUCUAGAAUUACUCUAUUCACGCAACAAAGAUCAGGACAACACAAAGCGGCACAUUUUAAUUUUUCACUGCGAGUUCUCGUCAGAGCGAGGCCCAAAGAAGUGUAGAUUCCUCAGAAACAGAGAUAGGGACCUGAAUAAAGAAAACUACCCUUUGCUCAACUUCCCUGAAAUCUACCUCCUAUAUCAAGGGUACAAGGAGUUUUACGCCACAAACAAGACUUUGUGUCAACCUCAGAGCUACAAACCAAUGCUGGACAAAGAUCACACCAACGAUCUGAAGUUUUUCCGAAAGAAAUCUAAAUCCAUGACAGCAGGAGCCAAGAAAUUCGCUCGGAACUCCCUUAGAUUCUAAGUCCACAUACCCAGUGUUUCGAUGAGGAAGGAAAUCCCCGGACUUUUUGAAAUCCAGCAUCCAAAUGAACAUUUACAGACAAAUUCUCUUGCACAUUUUGUGACAUUUCAACCAAAUUUUUGUGUUGAUGAUUACCGUUAAUUGCUUGUUGUUUAUUUACUUUUGUUAACUGUUGUUAUUGUUACCUUAGAUGUAUAGUGCUCUGUAGUCUGUGAUAUUAUUUCAACAACGAUUGUUUAAGUUUAUCGACACCAAUAAAUAUUU